AUCACCGUCCUUUCCUUCUUCUAUUCUCCUCAUCUCUCCCUCUCUCUUUCCUCUACCUAAUCAAUACUCUACGUUCUCGUUUCUCCGCACCUCCCACUUACAUCUCCCAUUAAGCGCACACCCAGAGGUCGUAUAUGUAACUAUCUCCUUUAUUAAAUUAUUUUAUCUCGACCAACCAGCGAACAACGAUAUAUAAUAAUUUAAGUAUGAGCUGCAAUGGAUGCCGAGUUCUGAGGAAAGGGUGCAGCGAGAGCUGUGUGCUCAGGCAUUGUUUGCAGUGGAUUGAGAGCCCGGAAGCUCAGGCUCACGCCACUUCUUUUGUGGCCAAAUUCUUCGGCCGCGCUGGGCUCAUGUCUUUCAUUUCUGCUGUUCCUCAAGCCCAGAGACCUGCAAUAUUUCAAUCCUUACUGUUUGAGGCUGCGGGACGCACGAUAAACCCUGUGAACGGAGCCGUGGGGCUUCUAUGGACAGGGAAAUGGCACGAGUGUCAAGCGGCUGUGGAAACAAUUCUCCGCGGUGGUACUCUGCGUCCAGUUUCAGAGUUCCCCUCAGCAGGACUAAAUGGAGUAGUAUCUGAUUUAUCCAACAUGUUCAAGCAUGGAAACGAGGUCUCGAGUUCAAGAUCAAAGCGCAGACGCCUAUGCGAAUCAUCCAAGCUUUCACAAGUGGUUGAUCUUGAUCUCAGCUUAACGCGAGGCUACGAGGUUUCAGAUAAAAGGCGGCUGGACACUGUUUCCAGAAACUCUGAGGAAUCUGUGACAACUACUUGGUUUGGAGCCGGAGAACCUAAACUUCUGAACUUGUUUUGAAUUGGGGAAGAAAAUUAUAAAUGAACAUCCAUGAGAGCUGUUGCGCAACACAGCCGAAGGAUUUCUUGUGAGGUUUCUUUUGUUUCUUAGAAGGAAAAAAGUGAGGUUUUCUUACUUUCUUAUGAGGGUUAAUAAUUACGGAUUAAGUAAUUAGAAGUUUUUCAGAAACUUCAUCUUUUUGCAGCAGUUGCUCUUGUAGCUUCUUCUUUAGCUAGAUUGAGCGAUCAUAUGUAUGGUAAAUUGGUAAUUGAGUAAAGUUAUUACUGCUCGA
This is a messenger RNA of Daucus carota subsp. sativus, 1080 nucleotides long. RefSeq names its product LOB domain-containing protein 38. The transcript is spliced from 2 exons. Gene Ontology annotation, biological process: regulation of gene expression. The record is from RefSeq and is a predicted model, not a curated record. NCBI's taxonomy places the organism in Eukaryota, Viridiplantae, Streptophyta, Magnoliopsida, Apiales, Apiaceae. The coding region runs from base 207 to 809 and encodes 200 amino acids.